AUGGGUCAAUACGACGCCCCCUCAGGUCCUCCACCAACGUACACUGCUCCUGCCACCGGCGGCGGCGAAGCAGCAAACUACUACGGCAACUCUGCCUCCCCCGCCCCACCCGCAAACUCCUACUACCCACCCCAACAAGGAUAUGCCUCUCCCGCGCCAGACGCAAACAGAGGAUACAUGCCACCACAACAGGGAGGCUACCCACCACAAGGAUACCCACCGCAGCAGGGAGGUUACCCACCUCAGGGACAGCCAAUGUACUAUCAGCAGCAGGGAUAUCCUCCGCCGCAGGGGCAUUACCAGCAGCAGAGUAGCAGUGGUGCUGGUGGUGGUAUUUGUGCUGGUGUGUUGAGUGCGUUGGCUUGUUGCUGUUGUUUGGAUAUCUUGUUCUAG
Messenger RNA from Aureobasidium subglaciale EXF-2481, 393 nucleotides. RefSeq lists its product as uncharacterized. The coding region runs from base 1 to 393 and encodes 130 amino acids. NCBI's taxonomy places the organism in Eukaryota, Fungi, Ascomycota, Dothideomycetes, Dothideales, Saccotheciaceae. The transcript has 2 exons. The record is from RefSeq and is a predicted model, not a curated record.